AUGGUUUGAAGGAGUGUGGACUAGCUAUAUAUAUGUCAACUUAAACAUGAAACCUAUAGUAUAUGGGGUUUGCGUAUUUGUUAAAUUGUUUAUGUGAAUUAUUUUGUAUUUAACGUUUUAGAUCCGAGUAAACUGUAUUUUGCCCGGUGCUACAGCCACUCCACUUGUUUUGAAAUAUGCUGAAUAUGAAAAACCAAAGGCCACGAUAGCUAGAACGCCAAGAGGUCAAAUGGCAGGUAUGCAAUUUUUUACUAAAGCAAUAAUAAAUAGCAGCCAGUAGCCGUAGGUAUCACUUUUUGAAAGGUUAAUAACUUCUGAAAGGUCAUAACUUCUACAGAACUGAUAAGUUAUGGCCCUUUUGGACAUCUAGGGAGAGGAGUUUAGAGCUGACAGAGCUAUCCAGUAGAAAUAUAUUUGGUUUUCAGUUUAAUCGCAUAACCUUUCCAUGCAUGCACCAUUUCCGAUUUAGUAGUUGACAAAUCAAUAACGCCAAGUUGAGGCUUGCUACUCAAUUCAAUAUGCAACUAGCAAUACAUGUACGCAGUAACCCCUCGCUGCUUUCCAACCAAACUAUAGUUGUUGUUGAUUGCUUGUUUCUGCAUCCCCAAACAUAUUUUGGAAUUAUAUUCAUUCUCUACUUAAAAUGUUGCAUCGUUUAUAGGCUACAUUCUAGUUUUUAUAGCUUUUUAUUUUCCCGACAUUCGAAAUAUAUGUGAUUUUGAAUGAUCAGCUAUGGAUUAUGUAAGUUAAUCUUGUGCACACAACCGUUUGGGCAUAAGAUUUAUACGCUAACAAUUUAUACAUCAUGUUUGAAUGCAUUUAACACAAGCAUGGAUGCUAAAUUUACGCGGACUGUUAAGUGGCGUUGUACAAUUUCCAAAAUAAUUCAAAAUCAAUUCCGUGCAAUUUAUCAACCGUCAUAGAAUAUUCCUGGUUCUGUGCACUCGUUGCAAUCAAUUAGCCUUUCUCACGAAGGCCAAAAUCCGCCAUUUUUGGGGUGGGUACUGUCUGCCCUCGUGAAAGAUUCUAGACAAUUCAAACCGUAUAAAGCGACUUUUAAAAGUUGUAACUGUAAAUUUACCACUACAAACAACUAUAAUACUAAUACUUUUUUUAUGAGUGAAAAUGAUUCAUUAAGGAACCUUUACAACCAAUGCAAUACUAAAAGGUUGUAAGUGGUGCAGUACCCCCAAAAUGGUGGGAAAAUCGGCCGUGAGAAAGGAUAAUCGUCAGACUGCAUAUGACAUCGGUAAACGAUUCUUCAAGUUAAUCAUUGAGCUGGUCUGCCAAUUCCUUUUCAAAAAAAAUUACCGACCAUAUAUUACAGUUAUCGAGCGUUUAUCAAUUGACUAAUUUACCGACUGGUUCAUUGAAAAGUGGGGGAGGGAGGCUUAACACCCCCGCAAGCUACGUCCCUGGGAAUAUCAAAUCUCCGUUCUAAAUUCCAUCUUUCUUCCAAUGCUUUGCCUAUAUUUUAGGAAUGUUCGGUAUGGGAAAUUUCCGGUAUCGGUAUACCGGUUUUCCUUUGAUAAUAAUAAAGGAAAAUUCUUUAAUGGAAUUUUGAAAGAAAUUUUGAUUAAUUCUAAAAGGGAAAACGAUAAUUUCGAAGCUGUUUCGAACAUGUUUCGAACGGCAUGCACGUACUCAGUGUGAAAUCUCACUGAAGUGGAAAUUCUAAAUCAUUGCAGUAGAAUGUUCUUUGAAUUGCCAUUCAGUAGUAAAAUAAAGGUUAUGCUUUUGCCAUAUAGUUGGUAAAUUUAACACGGUAUACCGAAAAAUUCCGGUAUAUCCGAAAUUUCGGUAUAUCGGUAUGGUUGAAUAUCCGGUAUCGAUAUACCGAUAUUGAUCUAAUACCGAUAUUUUCGGUAUAUCGGUAUACCGAACAGUCCUAGACCGCGAUCAUUGACGGGUGUGAAUUUUCCUUUGUUCGGGUGUGAAUAGCCGAGCGGAAUUUAGUAUCCCCGUUGCCACGGUGACUGAUUGCCAGGUCAUUCCCCACCUCGCAGAGCAGUGAGUUUUUGAAAUUGUUCUGUAAUUCCUCCAUUUGCAAGGAAAACGCAUACAAAUUUAUUAUUUGUUAACAUUAACUUUUCUACAUUACAUUGAACGAUUCUACUUUCCCCUUUCUUGUUAUCAUUCAUGCUGUGAUCAUAUAUGCAGUAUACUGGCCUUAUUUUAAUGCAAGUUAUUAUUUAUUUUUCAUAGAUCCGAAAGAGAUCGCACACACUAUCGUUUAUUUACUGAGUGAAUUUGCUAGUAAUAUUACUGGUGCAAUGAUCGCUUCAGAUGGUGGAUUUUUAGCUAAUUAA
This is a messenger RNA of Paramuricea clavata, 2309 nucleotides long. The record is from the annotation of a GenBank genome assembly. NCBI's taxonomy places the organism in Eukaryota, Metazoa, Cnidaria, Anthozoa, Malacalcyonacea, Plexauridae.